GGGGGUCGGGCAAUAGCCACACAAUGGUGGGCUUUAUGGGCGGGUACGGCCGACGGUCCCCGUCCUUUUCGGGGCCCUCCGCCCCGAGACAUUUAGGCUCGCUGAAUGUUAAGCAUGGUCACAUUCUCAACGUGUGUGUCCUUUUGUGCUGACUGUGUCUGCCGUCUUCCUCCACAGAUCGAGAAUGUGGACGCCUGCCUCAGUUUCCUGGACGCCAGAGGAGUGAACGUGCAAGGGCUCUCGGCUGAAGAGAUCAGGAAUGGCAACCUGAAGAGCAUCCUGGGCCUCUUCUUCAUCCUGUCGCGCUACAAGCAGCAGCAGCAGCAGCAACAGCAGUACUACCAGUCCCUGGUGGAGCUCAGCCAGCAGACCAGCAGCAGCGCGCCGUCCGCCGGCAGCCUCAAGACGCAGGAGAUGCAGUCCAGUCUCACAGCGCGAUAUGCAAGUCCUCCAGGCCACAGUGGAAUAGGGUCCCCACAGAAGAAAAACACAAGGUUGCCAGGCCCCUCCAGAGUACCUGCUGCAGGCAGCGGGGCCUCCAGGAGCCCGGGCUCGUCCAACCUCAACCGCCGAAGCCAGAGCUUCAACAGCAUCGACAAGAGCAAGCCCCUCCAGUAUGCCAGCGGCAACGACAGAGGUGAGGGCGGCGUGCUGCCGAUCGUGUUAGAAAGCUGCAGCUCGGUAGGAGCAGAUGGUAGGACGGAGCGCCCAUUUUCACAUUCUUCAUCCUGGCCACUUGGUGGCACCACUGGCUCAGACAGGCGAGGCUGCAGAAAGGCCCUCACUCUACCAGUCCUCACCAGUCUGCUGAAUCAUCCCCAGUUCUUCAUUCCAAGAGAGUUAUAAUGGACGCCGCUGAGUGGAGGCAGCGGCACAUUUUCCCAGCAUGGAAAGAGCCAUUUGAGGGCCGACCGAAAGGGGCAAAUUCAGACAGCUGCUCUGCCGAGCGCGACGAAGCUAAUCAGAGUGAUUAUGUUUUCGAGAGAAGGGUCUCACAGUGGAGCUAGAGUGUGCGGUAGUUUAUUUAAUGUCAAACUGGUUAUUCACAAAUAAAUAGUUGCCUUUACAGCCUUUCUGUUCAAAAGUAAAUAAGCUGCUCGUAAAGGCUUUAAUUACAUUGACAUUGGCUCACUAACUGUACUGCUAAUAGCUUUAAGAUUUCAUUUUGGCUCAUUCAGAAGAUUCAUCAUGACUCACUGGCUCAUAGAGUGAUGAUGAAUAAAAUCGAUCCCACUGCUCAGUCAUUUUAAUAAUUAAAACCAGUCCCGGCGGGUUUAUGACAUUAUAAUAACAAACUUUUUGCUUUGGCUCGAAAUGUAUGUAAUCAUGAAAUGAUGAGAUCACUGUAGGAUUCAGUCUGUAGAGUCGGGAGAGGAUCAGCAGGAGAAGGUGGUGGAGGUGGAGGAGGAGAGCUUUUCUCUUUUUGAUUCCAUCUUUCUCACCUGCCGUCAGAUCCUAAAAGUCCACGCAGGAUGUGCACUCACCCUCACGACUUCUGUCUGAAACUUCAAACUCGUCAACGGAAGGAAGAGGGAGGGCAUGGUGAGAGGUGAUGAAGGUCACAAGGUGCACAGGGAGCAUGUGCAAAAAGUGUUUGGAGCUGAAAAGAGAGCAAAGUGUAAAUGAUGAAGGAACUCUCAUUUGCUUUCAUUUAAAAAUCAAUUAAAAAUCAAUUAUUUGUUUGGGUUUCUCCUUCAGCAAACACAAUUACAAAUGAUUCAGUCGAUCGGUUUCGGAAGGGUCUUCUUGAGUUUGUAGUUGCAUUUCCCGCUUUCACAUUCCCUUUAGUUUUACAUCCUUUGAUUUUGUUUUCUUUCAAGUUUUUAAUAUACAAAUACAUUAUUCAGAUAUGAUCAGACAAAGGUUCUGAUAAAACACAAACAUCAUCUGAAUUGUGCAGACCUGGUGAUCUCAGAUCAGUGCAUCAUGAUCGGAUAGUGAAGCCUGGCUAAAGUUAGGCAUCAUCUCAACAGUGAAUACAAAAUAGCUUCGAGAGCUUUCCCCAUUUUUGUCAAAAGCCUGAUCAUGUUUAUUCAUCUGGACCACAUCCUCAUUACAUCCAGUUUUAGAAUGAACAUAAUAUGCAGUUGAUCCAAAUGCUAUUUUAAUUUCUACUGGGCCUAUUCAUUUCCACUGGAUGUUAUGCUUAUAGCUGUUAUUUUGACUCAGUUGAGUCUUUUUGUUUUCAGUUCUAAUAAAAAUAUAGUCAUAUUUCUGUAUUUUGGCAGCUAAGCACCUACAUACGCGGAGUAAAAAUGGCCGUAGAAACCAGUUAUAGUAUGAAAAUACACCAAUUUUUACAGAUGAGGGCAUUAGUUUUGUGUUACACCCCUAACAGUGGCUGAUCGCCCAGGAAAAGGGGCUACAUGGGUGAAAGUCAUAUUUUUGUUUACUUGUUUCUAUAACUAUUUAUAUGUAAGGCAUGUCUGGCCUCAUGGGGGAUGAAGAAAUGCGUUUCUCUGCAUACACAGCGUUGCUCUGACCAAAUAGAACAACAGCUCAAAGGGCACGAAGAGCGCUGCGUCACCCUUGCUGCCGUGCAACUAUUUAAUUAGCUUCAGCCAACUAAAUUGAAGCUUCGAAAGGGCAUGCCCGUGAUAUUGGACCAAAGAAAGUUGGUGUUUGGUCUGCUUGUUGUUCGGAAUCGGGAUGAGGAGGCCAUUUUGAAACUCGGAGAAGGUGGAGAAGCUGCUGUGUUAUCUGUCUGACAGUGAUGUUAUAGGGGGAGCAGCUGGAGUUGAGAAGCGUUAGAUAAGAGUGAUAAAAAGAAGCAGAGGUUUGGAAGAGUACACACACGUCACUGCUGCAACACGUGCUGCAGGUUUUGACCGAUCCAUGCAUCUGUGUGCAUGUAUGUGUGUGAAUGUGUCAUUCCAAACAUGGGUGGUAUCACUUGAAUCCAGGCGUUCAAUUUCGUGGGCAGACCAGGAGAAAUGACAUUUCAUUUCUCGGCCGCUGAGGCAAAAAAAACCAAAAAAAACAAGACAAGAGGAGUCUGUUGCCAUGGCAACGACAAGUCACUGCACGGUGAAAAGUGUGGCGCUGCAAAACCGCCUCCGGGGUGGUGAUGGAGGAAGCGAAAGGGUGGGGGGGAUCUCUAAAGACGGGGUUAAUUGACUGGACACGCAAACAGAGAUACGCCCACACACACACACACACACACACGGAGUCACGCAGAUGUUUGUUACCCCCUUCCGUUCACAUUUAACAGCUGCCCUGAGGGCCGCUGCACUAUCUCUAAAGAUGAAGGGUAACAGAGAGGACACAGACAAACACAGAAACACAAGCAUGGAUGCUGUCUCAUCCAUGUAUAUCAGCUGACUGUCUAGACACACACACACACACAGAAAGACGUGCACAAUAAGUGUUUCUUGUCUUUAUGCCAGCUGAUUUUCCAUCACAUUAGCACAUCUGGUCAGGAUUCCUUGGCGUCGGUGUUUAGGUCAGGGGUCGGUAACCUUUACCAUCCAAAGAGCCAUUUUGCCCUAUUUUUCACCAAAUCAAAUUUGUCUGAAGCUAUUUGAUAUCACAGCUUAUAAAGUUGUAUAUAUAGUUAUAUUAUAUAUACAAAAACUA
Messenger RNA from Anarrhichthys ocellatus (wolf-eel), 3576 nucleotides. RefSeq names its product neuron navigator 3-like. The record is from RefSeq and is a predicted model, not a curated record. Gene Ontology annotation, biological process: neurogenesis; nervous system development. Bases 106 to 846 code for a protein of 246 amino acids. The transcript has 4 exons. NCBI's taxonomy places the organism in Eukaryota, Metazoa, Chordata, Actinopteri, Perciformes, Anarhichadidae.